AAGAAUUCAAUUUGAUAUAUCAAGAGUUUACAGAUAUUGAUAUGCUAGAAGCAGCAGUACCAAAAGAAGAAAAUGAUAAUAUAUUAGAGAAGAACAUUCUUCCUACUACUACUAUUUUAAACCAA
Messenger RNA from Racocetra persica, 125 nucleotides. NCBI's taxonomy places the organism in Eukaryota, Fungi, Glomeromycota, Glomeromycetes, Diversisporales, Gigasporaceae. The record is from the annotation of a GenBank genome assembly.